Musa acuminata AAA Group (dessert banana) is the source of this 2184-nucleotide messenger RNA. RefSeq lists its product as uncharacterized. The transcript has 3 exons. Bases 121 to 2184 code for a protein of 687 amino acids. The record is from RefSeq and is a predicted model, not a curated record. Lineage: Eukaryota; Viridiplantae; Streptophyta; Magnoliopsida; Zingiberales; Musaceae.
CUCACUUCCUUCUUAUUGGAGUCAUCUAAGUUUCACACACAUGAGAGACAAGAACACAUGUUUCUGCUUCAUUUAAUUGUUGGCUGUGCAGGGUCUUAAUUGCUGAAGAGCUUCAUAGAAAUGAGGGAGGGUGGUUCGGCUUCGAACUUGGCGGUCGUUGAGAGGAAGGAGACGCGGAGGAAACCUGGGGGAUGCAUCGGUGUCUUCUUCCAGCUGUUUGACUGGAAGAAGAAGAAGCAGUUCCCCAAGAAACUGUUCCCUCCUGUCACUGCUGCAAAGCGGGUGUUGAGGAGGAUUGGUGGGCAUGAGAAGCUGACUGUGGCCAAGCACUUGCUGGUUCCACAAGAGAAUAGUGGAGGCAUUGCGGCGGUGAAGAGAGCGGAGACUGGCAGAUCAUGUUCUUCUCAAGAUAGUCUAGCUACAGGAAUGUGUACUCCCGGCUUGGUGGCCAGGUUGAUGGGUCUCGAGUCCAUGCCCGUUGCUCACCAUGACAACACAAGACAUGCUUCGACUUCGGAUUUCGACGACGUCCAGUGUCUGAAAGUUGGUUCAAGGCCUCAGAAGUUGCCGAAGACGGGGAGAUUCUUGAAGAACCGGCGGCCUACCGGAAACGCCAGCCGGAUCGGUUCAGACGCUUUGCAGCUCAACAUGAGCUUGGAGCAGCAGCGCAAGCUCGCUCUGCUGUUGAAGAGCCAAAGGACGCCCUCGAAGAGGAAGAAAGCCCGGCUAGUGGAGGUUGCUACCAAGAUCUUGGAACCGGGUUUGCAGUCCAGGAACCGGUUGAAAUUUGGCAUCACCGGUGUGGGCAUUUCGUCGAACAUUGCAGAAGGUUCUGACGCUCCCUUCCUGUCAAAGAAACCUGAUGAACCCUUGUGCUAUGAUUUCCUCCUCGGCUCCUGCACGAGCUGUGGCAACUUGGUGGAAGUGGUCGACUUGAGGUCAACUGACAAUGCUGCACAAGGACUUGAUCAUGGACAUGGUGCUUUGGACUCCGACUAUGGUUCAGCAUCAUCAUUACCAUCAUCAUCUUGUGAUACAGCUGUGCUGGGAAGUGAGAAAAGAGUAAGAACACUUCCAAUUCGAGGGGAAGAUAUUAAGAGGAGUUCUUCACUGAUUACUGCAAAAGGUCAGAGCAGAGCAGCACAUUUGGCUCUUGAAGCUAAGACUAAUAGUGUUCACAGCAGGGAUAGGAAAUGCAGUGUAAGAAAUGAACAGGAUCUGUGCAGGAUGCAUGAGAGUAUUGCUCCCAAGCAGAACAAUUGGAGGCUGAGUCAGUCAACAUUGUCAAAUGAAAAUUUGGUCUCAGGGUCUAGGCAGCAUAGUCGGCAGUGCAACACAAGAGGCUCGAAUGCGGUGAUUGGGACGAAAAAGUUUGCUGCUGCCAACAAAAGCUUCGAGAGUCGGACGCUUGCAAAUUGCAGAACUAGAGCAUCAAAGAAAAAUGUAAUGAAGCUGGGAAAAUGUGAUCUUGAUCAGGAUAACAUGGUUCCUAAAGGAAGACCUAUGAGUAAUGGAGCCUUCAUGAAGCAAAGAAAUCUUAAAAAAGAGUUGGUGAAGUCCAAAAUUUCAGGAUCGAUUGGUAAUCACCUUAGAAAUCGGACUAGCAUUAGAAGUGAUUCACAAGAAGAUGCGAAAGCUGGUGGUGGCAGUAGAAAAAAGAACAGUACAAGUCCUUCGAUGCUUAAUUCACGAACACGGCAAGUAUCAGGGUCUACAUCCCAUCAAAAUAAGGUUGAGAGGAGCAAGGCCUUCAAUGAGCUCACCGGUUGUACUUCUCCAAAGGAACUUGUAUUAAGUCAAGAGAGUGAAAAUUUGUCUUCACAAAAUGAAAUAGAAGAAGAUGCAUUGUUUGCUUAUCUUGAAGAUAAAAUAACAGAUCUGUCCUGUUUGGAUGAGAACAACUUGCAGGCAGAUCAUUAUUUUCCAGGAAUAUCUUCUCUUUCAAUUCUAGAAAGGAUGAUAUCUACACUACUGAAUAGAGGGUCCCCAUCUCCGAAGAAUACUGAUAGAGCGAAAAAUAACUUACAUUUAUCUUGCAUCGAUUCUUCUGACGAUGCCAUCUUUGAUGGACAAAGAGCAAAAACAACUGAAAAAGUUCAGGCAAGUUACAAUUAUUUGGAUAUUCAAGUUAAUUUUCAGACUGGCAUUAAGCUUUCAAAUUUUCUGUUUUGUGCAUUUGCAUGA